Messenger RNA from Sphaeroforma arctica JP610, 760 nucleotides. RefSeq lists its product as hypothetical. Bases 84 to 551 code for a protein of 155 amino acids. The record is from RefSeq and is a predicted model, not a curated record. The transcript is spliced from 2 exons. NCBI's taxonomy places the organism in Eukaryota, Ichthyosporea, Ichthyophonida. Gene Ontology annotation, molecular function: poly(A)-specific ribonuclease activity.
CGCAAAGCCGCGAAAAUAUACUCCUUGGCAUCCGCUUAAAAUCUAGAAAGACCAACGCUACCUUCUUCAUUGCCAAUUACCAUAUGCCCUGUGUAUACUGGUGCCCUCCUGUCAUGAGCAUUCACGCUGCAUUGGCUGUGAAGAGAACUAAAGAUUUGGCUGAAGGGGUACCCCAUAUUCUUUGCGGAGAUUUCAAUUUCCAACCCACAUCCUCCAUGUAUAAAUUCGUAACCACUGGCACACUCGGAUCAGACAAGGAAGCCACGCCCGUAGCCAACCCGUGGGGCAAAUACUUCCCGAAGGUGGAGGUACCCAUGCGAAGCUCAUAUGCUGCAGUUAACGGUUGUGAGCCGAAUUUCACAAACUACGCGAAAGUAAAGCAAGAACCUACGUUUAUAGAAACGCUGGACUACAUCUUCUAUUCCAAAGGGAUCGAAGCAGAAAGCGUUGUGAAAUUACCGCAUCGAGAUGCAGUAGAGGGGCCUCUGCCUAACGGAGAGGAGCCUUCAGAUCAUAUAUUAAUCGGUGCCAAGCUGAAUAUAGCUGCCUGAUUGGAUGCAAAAUCAAAAUUUAGUUGACGGAGAUGAACCUUCAAAUCUUACUAUAAUCAGUGUAAAGCUGAAUAUAACUUCCCAGUCAAAUGCGCGAAAUUAAAAUUUAGAUUCGGAUCCGCCGCCGGUAAUGGAUCUGUUGUUGAAACUAAAUUACCGUACAACGUUCGUCCACCUCAAAGUAUUAUAUAAAUAAAUUCUAAGAUCUC